UGAAAUAGAGUUAAAGAAUGCUAAAGGUCUGUCAAACGAGAGUGUUAAUUUGUUAAAAUCUCGCCUAGAGGAACUGGCCAGAAAACACUGCGGGGAGGUGAUGAUAUUUGAACUGGCUUACCACGUGCAGUCCUUUCUGACCGAGCAUAACAAGCCCCCUCCUAAGUCCUUCCAUGAGGAGAUGCUGGAGAGGCGCGCUCAGGAGGAGCAGCAGAGGCUGUUGGACGCCAAGCGGAAAGAGGAGCAAGAGCAACGUGAAAUCCUUCAUGAGAUUCAGAAGAGGAAAGAAGAGAUAAAAGAAGAGAAAAAAAGGAAAGAAAUGGCUAAGCAGGAACGUUUGGAAAUUGCUAACUUGUCAAAUCAAGACCAUAGCUCUAAGAAAGACCCUGGAGGACACCGAACACCUGUCGCUAUGCAUGGAGGGUCUCCUGAUUUUGUAGGAAAUGGUAAACAUCGUGCAAACUCCUCAGGAAGAGCUAGGCGAGAACGUCAGUAUUCUAUAUGCAGUAGUGAAGAUUCUCCCGGCUCUUGUGAAAUCCUGUAUUUCUGUAUGGGUAAUCCUGAUCAACUCCUGGUGCACAAAGGGAGAUGUAUUGGUAGUGAUGAACAGCUUGGAAAAUUAGUUUACAAUGCCUUGGAAACAGCCACUGGCAGCUUUGUCUUGUUGUAUGAGUGGGUCCUUCAGUGGCAGAAAAAAAUGGGUCCAUUCCUCACCAGUCAAGAAAGGGAGAAGAUUGAUAAGUGCAAAAAGCAGAUUCAAGGAGCAGAAACAGAAUUCAGCUCACUGGUAAAACUGAACCAUCCAAAUGUAGCACGCUACUUUGCCAUGAAUUCCAAGGAGCAAGACGACUCCAUCGUGGUGGACAUUUUAGUGGAGCAUGUCAGCGGCGUCUCCCUUGCUGCACACCUGAGCCGCUCCGGCCCUGUCCCCAUGCAUCAGCUUCGCAAGUACACAGCUCAGCUCCUGUCUGGUCUUGAUUACCUGCACAGCAACUCCGUGGUACACAAGGUCCUGAGUGCGUCGAAUGUCUUGGUGGAUGCAGAAGGGACUAUCAAGAUUACUGACUACAGCAUUUCUAAGCGCCUGGCGGACAUUUGCAAGGAGGAUGUGUUUGAGCAAACCCGGGUUCGUUUCAGUGACAAUGCGUUGCCGUAUAAAACAGGAAAGAAAGGGGAUGUUUGGCGCCUUGGGCUCCUGCUGCUCUCCCUCAGUCAAGGACAGGAGUGCGGAGACUACCCCGUAACCAUCCCCAGUGACUUACCAGCUGACUUCCAGGAUUUCCUCAGGAAGUGCGUUUGCCUGGAUGACAAGGAGAGAUGGAGCCCCCAGCAACUGCUGAAGCACAGCUUUAUAAACCCUCAGCCCAGAACGCCUCUGGUAGAACAGAGUCCCGAAGAUUCUGGAGGCCAAGAUUAUGCCGAGACUGUUAUUCCUAGCAGCCAGCUGCCCAGCUCUGCUUUCUUCAGUGAGACACAGAGACAGUUUUCUCGCUAUUUCAUGGAGUUUGAAGAAUUACAGCUUCUCGGCAAGGGCGCUUUUGGAGCAGUCAUCAAGGUGCAGAACAAGCUGGACGGCUGCUGCUACGCGGUGAAGCGCAUCCCCAUCAACCCGGCCAGCAGGCAUUUCCGCAGGAUCAAGGGCGAGGUGACGCUGCUGUCGCGCCUGCACCACGAGAACAUCGUGCGCUACUACAACGCCUGGAUCGAGCGACACGAGCGCCCGGCCGGCCCCGGGACGCCGCCCCCAGACUCCAGGCCCCCGGCCCCUGGUGGAUGCGCGGCACCAGCGCAGAGGGCCGACGACGACGGUGACACUGACAGCGUGGAGGCCGCCGCGCCGCCGCCCAUCCUCAGCAGCUCGGUGGAGUGGAGCACGUCGGCCGAGCGCUCCGCCAGCACACGCUUUCCGGGGGCCGGCGCGGGCUCCAGCAGCGACGAGGACGAUGAGGACGAGGAUGAGCGGGGCGGCGUCUUCUCGCAGUCCUUCCUACCAGCUUCAGAUUCUGAAAGUGACAUCAUCUUUGAUAAUGAAGACGAAAAUAGUAAAAGUGAGAAUCAGAAUGAAGACUGCAAUGGAAAGGACAGCUGCCAGGAAAGCGAGCCAUCAGUGACCACCGAGGCUGUGCACUACUUGUACAUCCAGAUGGAGUACUGUGAGAAGAGCACCUUACGGGACACUAUCGACCACGGCCUGUACCGAGACUCCGUCAGACUUUGGAGGCUUUUUCGGGAGAUUCUGGAUGGAUUGGCUUAUAUCCAUGAGAAAGGAAUGAUUCACCGGGAUCUGAAGCCUGUCAACAUUUUUUUGGAUUCUGAUGACCAUGUGAAAAUAGGUGAUUUUGGCUUGGCGACAGACCAUCUAGCCUUUUCUGCCGACAGCAAACAAGAUGAGCAUGCAGGAGAUCACUUGAUUAAGUUGGAUUCUUCAGGCCGUUUGACUGGGAUGGUUGGCACGGCUUUGUAUGUGAGCCCAGAGGUCCAAGGAAGCACCAAAUCUGCAUAUAACCAGAAAGUAGAUCUCUUCAGCCUGGGAAUUAUCUUCUUUGAGAUGUCCUAUCAUCCCAUGGUGACAGCCUCAGAAAGGAUCUUCGUUCUCAACCAGCUCAGAGACCCCGAGUCCCCGAAGUUUCCAGAAGACUUCGAUGAUGGAGAGCAUACAAAGCAGAAAUCUGUCAUCUCCUGGCUCUUGAACCACGACCCAGCGAAGCGGCCCACAGCCACAGAGCUGCUCAAGAGCGAGCUGCUGCCGCCACCGCAGAUGGAGGAAUCGGAGCUGCACGAGGUGCUACACCACACGCUAGCCAACACAGACGGCAAGGCCUACCGCACCAUGAUGGCCCAGCUCUUUUCCCAACGCGUUGCCCUCGCCAUUGAUUACACCUACGACAGCGACAUCCUGAAGGGCAGCUUCUCAAUCCGCACAGCCAAGAUACAGCAGCACGUAUGUGAAACCAUCAUCCGCAUCUUUAAAAGACAUGGAGCAGUCCAGUUGUGUACGCCACUCCUGCUUCCCCGAAACAGGCAAAUCUACGAGCACAACGAAGCGGCCGUGUUCAUGGACCACAGCGGAAUGCUGGUGAUGCUGCCUUUCGACCUUCGGGUCCCUUUUGCACGAUAUGUGGCAAGAAAUAAUAUAUUGAAUUUAAAACGGUACUGCAUAGAACGUGUGUACAGACCUCGAAAGUUAGAUCAGUUUCAUCCCAAAGAACUUCUGGAAUGUGCAUUUGACAUCAUCACUUCUACCACCAACAGUUCCUUACCCACCGCUGAAACCAUCUAUACCAUCUAUGAAAUCAUCCAAGAGUUUCCAGCACUUCAGGAAAGAAAUUACAGUAUUUACUUGAACCAUACCAUGGUAUUGAAAGCAAUACUCUUACACUGUGGGAUCCCAGAAGAUAAACUCAGUCAGGUCUAUGUUAUUCUCUACGAUGCCAUGACGGAGAAGCUGACAAGAAGAGAAGUGGAAGCUAAAUUUUGUAACCUCUCAUUGUCUUCUAACAGUCUGUGUCGGCUCUACAAGUUUAUUGAGCAGAAGGGAGAUUUGCAAGACCUGACACCAACAAUAAAUUCAUUAAUAAAACAGAAAACAGGUGUUGCCCAGUUAGUGAAAUAUGGCUUAAAAGAUCUGGAGGAGGUGGUUGGACUGUUGAAGAAACUUGGCAUAAAGUUACAGGUCUUGAUCAACUUGGGCUUGGUGUACAAGGUCCAGCAGCACAAUGGAAUCAUCUUCCAGUUUGUGGCCUUCAUCAGACGCAGACAAAGGGCUGUCCCUGAAAUCCUCGCAGCCGGUGGCAGAUAUGACCUGCUGAUCCCCCAGUUUAGGGGCCCGCAGGCUCUGGGGCCAGUUCCCACUGCCAUUGGUGUCAGCAUAGCAAUAGACAGGAUAUUUGCUGCUGUCCUCAACAUGGAAGAACCUGUUACAAUAAGUUCUUGUGACCUUCUGGUUGUAAGUGUUGGCCAAAUGUCCAUGUCCAGGGCGAUCAACCUAACCCAGAAACUCUGGACAGCGGGAAUCACAGCAGAAAUCAUGUACGACUGGUCACAGUCCCAAGAGGAAUUACAGGAGUACUGCAGACAUCAUGAAAUCACCUAUGUGGCCCUUGUCUCAGAUAAAGAAGGAAGCCAUGUCAAGGUUAAGUCUUUUGAGAAGGAAAGGCAAACAGAGAAGCGUGUGCUGGAGUCUGAGCUUGUGGACCAUGUGGUACAGAAGCUAAGGACUAAAGUCAGUGACGAACGCAGUAUCAGAGAAGCUUCUGAUAAUCUUGCAGUGCAAAAUCUGAAGGGGUCAUUUUCUAAUGCUUCAGGUCUGUUUGAAAUCCACGGAGCAACAGUUGUUCCCAUUGUGAGUGUGGUAGCCCCGGAGAAGCUGUCAGCCAGCACAAGGCGGCGGUAUGAAGUUCAGGUACAAACCCGACUUCAGACUACCCUUGCCAACUUACAUCAGAAAAGCAGUGAGAUUGAAAUUUUGGCUGUGGAUCUACCCAAGGAAACAAUCGUACAAUUUUUAUCACUAGAGUGGGAUGCUGAUGAACACGCAUUUAACACAACUGUGAAGCAGCUGCUGUCGCGCCUGCCGAAGCAAAGAUACCUCAAAUUAGUGUGCGAUGAAAUUUAUAACAUCAAAGUUGAAAAAAAGGUGUCUGUGCUGUUCCUGUAUAGCUACAAAGACGACUACUACAGAAUCUUAUUUUAACUCCCAAGGAACUGUCUUGAUGAUGCUCUUCAGGCAGGGCCUUAUGCCAAAAUGUGAUGUAUAUUCAGUCACUUUAACCCUAAGCAGCUGUCCUACAAAGCUGAGCUUUGUAAGUUUUUCAGUGUAAUAUAUUAUAGAUUUAUCUUUUUGGAUAUAAUAAAUGUUUUCAUAUA
Octodon degus (degu) is the source of this 4866-nucleotide messenger RNA. RefSeq names its product eukaryotic translation initiation factor 2 alpha kinase 4 (gene Eif2ak4). NCBI's taxonomy places the organism in Eukaryota, Metazoa, Chordata, Mammalia, Rodentia, Octodontidae. Gene Ontology annotation, biological process: DNA damage checkpoint signaling; regulation of translational initiation by eIF2 alpha phosphorylation. The coding region runs from base 101 to 4693 and encodes 1530 amino acids. Gene Ontology annotation, molecular function: eukaryotic translation initiation factor 2alpha kinase activity; ATP binding. The transcript is spliced from 37 exons. The record is from RefSeq and is a predicted model, not a curated record.